Molecule: messenger RNA, 1527 nt
Organism: Mixia osmundae IAM 14324
Lineage: Eukaryota; Fungi; Basidiomycota; Mixiomycetes; Mixiales; Mixiaceae
Exons: 2
Coding region: 1-1527 (508 amino acids)
Molecular function (GO): RNA binding
Source: RefSeq, a predicted model, not a curated record
AUGGUCGAGCCGGCGAAGCUCAAAGUUGCCGAGCUCAGAGAAGAGCUCAGCAAGCGAGGUCUGCCGAGCAAAGGCCUCAAAGCUGAGCUAGUGACACGCUUACAGACGGCUCUCGAGGCCGACAGUACCGGCAAUGCGUCUACCGAACAAAAAGACGCUCAAGACGUCGCUCCCGUGUUGGGCGAUGCUGCGAUCGAGCAAGGUGUCCUACCGCCAGCUUCCGUCCCGACAGGAGUCAACGCGGCCGAUUCGACCGGCGUGACAACUGCCGAGGCACCGUCAGUAGCCGUUGACGUCGACGCAAGUCUGCCUGAAGAGAUGCCUGCUGUGCCCGUCACGGAGCCAGACGAAGGCAUGCAAGAAGCGAUUGAGCCGUCCGAAGCCGUGACUGACCCUCAAGACCGAGCCAACGAGCAAAUGAUUGAAGAUCAGCCGGCCACGACAGCUCAGGACGUUCAACUCGAAGCAGAGCCUGUGCCCGUCAUCGCAGAGCCUGCCAUAGCUGCACAGGAUCCCAUCGAACGCAACUCUGGUCUAGCCUUCUCAUCCGCGGAAGGCGAGGCGGGCGUCGAAGGCAAGAUAGAAGGAACCGGCAAGCCUAUGCCUGAGACAACGGCCGAGCUUGCGAGUCAGGGUGCCCCAAAGCGCAAGCACGAGCAUACAGAGGGAGACGCCAAGCCAGUCGAUGAGUCUGAGGACUCUGUCAUGGUGCCCGCAACUGAGGAUUCAAAGGCCGAAGAGCCUGCUAGCAAACGCGUCAAGGCUGACCUUGGUGCACACGAUGGACCAAGCCUGCUCGCUCGAUCUGCCCUCGGCCAAGAGAGGCAGACGUCGAAUCCACCUACUCCUGAACAGAGCAAGCCCCAGCCGAGCGAGGAAGACGAUGGACCACCGCCUUCUGCCGGUCUAUAUCUCGCCAACCUAGUGAGGCCCUUUACCCCACCUCAGCUCAAGGAGCUGCUCAGCGAACACGGCGAGCUGCAAACUUUCUGGCUAGACGCUGUCAAGUCUCACGCGUACAUCGUCUACGCUAGCCUAGACGCGUCGAAAGCCGCCAUGCAAGCGUUGCAAGGUCUGCAAUGGCCAGCAGGCACAGGCAAGGAGCUCUACCUAUCCUACGUCCCUGCGCAGAAGAUUCCCAGUCUGAUCGGCCAAGAAGAGGAAGCGAAAGCAAAGCGGUCCGGCAGACUCGAGCUUUUGAUCGCCAGCGAAGACGAUGAAUGGUCGUACAAGCUCGUCCCCUUCGGGUCCGGCAAUCUCGCAGCACGGAUCGUCAAGAGUGCGCCCAGACUACAAGUCAGGGGCCUCGCCUCUGCGCUCCCAGCUGAUCUCAUGCCAAAUGCAACCCGGCCUGCACCGCCCUCCAUACGUGCCAGGCCACCGCCAGAACCUAUCGUCGUGCCUCGACCGCGCGACGAUCCCGACAAGCAUUUCACAAAGACAAAGACGAGGCCGCAUCUCUACUAUAAAGAAGUUGAUCCUGCGAUAUCGAGGGCGCGUCUGGAAAAGUUUGCCAAGAUUCCGUGA